CCUCCCCGCCGCCCCCACCCCGCGCCCGCCUCCCGCCCCCGCCCGCGGCCUGCAGCACGCCUCCCUCACCGCCCAGGCUCCGGAGAGCCGCUCCGGCCGAGCCGUGGGAGCCACGGACAGCGCCAGCUGCCGCUGCGGGAGCUACUCCGGCUGCACCAUGCGGGAGCUGGCCAUCGAGAUCGGGGUGCGAGUCCUUCUCUUCGGGGUCUUCGUUUUUACAGAAUUUUUGGAUCCAUUCCAGAGAGUCAUCCAGCCGGAAGAGAUCUGGCUCUAUAAAAAUCCUUUGGUGCAGUCAGACAACAUACCUACCCGCCUCAUGUUUGCAAUUUCUUUCCUCACACCCCUGGCUGUUAUUUGCGUGGUGAAAAUUAUCCGGCGGACAGACAAGACUGAAAUUAAGGAAGCCUUCUUAGCAGUGUCCUUGGCUCUUGCUUUGAAUGGAGUCUGCACAAACACUAUUAAACUAAUAGUGGGAAGACCUCGCCCCGAUUUCUUUUACCGCUGCUUUCCAGAUGGGGUGAUGAAUUCGGAUAUGCGCUGCACAGGUGACCCUGACCUGGUGUCGGAGGGCCGCAAAAGCUUCCCCAGCAUCCAUUCCUCCUUUGCCUUCUCGGGCCUCGGUUUCACAACAUUCUACCUGGCUGGCAAGCUGCACUGCUUCACGGAGAGUGGGCGGGGGAAGAGCUGGAGGCUCUGUGCUGCCAUCUUGCCCUUGUACUGUGCCAUGAUGAUCGCCCUGUCCCGCAUGUGUGACUACAAGCAUCAUUGGCAAGAUUCUUUUGUUGGAGGAGUGAUUGGCCUUAUUUUUGCCUAUAUUUGCUACAGACAGCAUUAUCCUCCUCUGGCCAACACAGCAUGCCACAAACCAUAUGUCAGCCUCCGAGUGCCCACUUCACUGAAGAAGGAAGAGAGGCCUACAGCCGACAGUGCACCCAGCUUGCCCCUGGAGGGGAUCACCGAGGGCCCCGUAUGAUGGGUGUCUAGGGAGAAUGGACACUGAGCCCCUGGCACAUUCUUCUAUUCUGAUGUCAUAACACAGUGGAAAGGAUUUCCUGUAAUGUGAUUCUCAUCAGCUACUCUAAAGUCCCCUCCGCUUCCGUUCUGUGGAUGGUGUUCUUGCCACUCUCCAUGUCUCCUUUCAACACUUUGGAUUUGUAAAGUUGGGACACCAGGACCAGUCUCUGAGAGACCCAUGCACAAGGAAGGAGGAUUCAAGGGUGGGGUGGGCAUGCUAGCUCCUCCAGUGAUUCCUUUACCUGAGGUGUUUGCUGUAGUGCCCACCCUCCUCCGUGUUCAUGUUGUAAAACAUAAUAAAGUCUCCCACCCAGAA
Molecule: messenger RNA, 1330 nt
Organism: Mus caroli (Ryukyu mouse)
Lineage: Eukaryota; Metazoa; Chordata; Mammalia; Rodentia; Muridae
Gene: Plpp4
Product: phospholipid phosphatase 4
Biological process (GO): phospholipid dephosphorylation; phospholipid metabolic process
Cellular component (GO): membrane
Molecular function (GO): phosphatidate phosphatase activity
Source: RefSeq, a predicted model, not a curated record